AUGCGUACACAGGUGCAUACGUCAAGCGUGGUGGCAGAGGAGGGAGAGAAUGUAUUUGCUCCAAGACUGGGACAGUGUCGAAGUAGCCAUGGGGCUGUGCAGCAAGCCCGGCAGCUGGGUGGUGUGGUUGCUGCUGUGUUCCGAAGGCAGGAUGGCGUGGCAGAGCAGCUCCGGCCGCUGGCGCUUGUGGCUACAAGGCUGUGCAGGUCACAGGACCAUGUGGCGGCUGUUCUGCAAUUCCAGCAACUGUCUGCGGCGGCUGUUCUGCAAUUCCGGCAGUUGGAGGUGGCCGCAAAGUGUUGGCAGCCACGAUUCCGUGAGGUUGUAGAGAGGUUUCCACCACGAAACCAUGAGACGGGCUCGUCUUGGUGGCGUUACUCUUCGUACAAGGCAAUAGUUAUUGAUGAAAUAAUCGAAAAUAUCUCAAGAAAAUUGAAUCACACAUUCUCAACUAGUGAUUUCAAGGACUUUGUUGGAAUGGAUCGUGUAAACAAAAUUGAAUUGUACAUGAGUAGAGGGUUGGAUGAACAUGAAGCUACUGUGAUCGGGAUUUGUGGGAUGUCGGGGAUAGGUAAGACAACCAUCGCACAAGUUCUUUUUGAAAGAAUUCGUAAUAAAUUUGAAGCUAGCUGUUUCAUCCAUGAUGUUAGAGAGAUGUCUGAAUGGAAAAUUUUGCCUCUUGUGCUAAAGAAACUUUAUGGUAACCUUUCCAAUACCAAAGUAAGUGUAGAGGAUGUUAAUGGGGUAAGGAGUAGAUUAUUGAGUCACAAGAGGGUUCUUAUCAUUCUCGACGACAUCGAUAAUUUAAAACAAAUUGAAGCUAUAGUUGGAUGUGGUGCCAGAGGAUUGUAUGAUCAGUUUGGUCAAGGCAGCAGAAUCAUUGUAACCACAAAAGAUAAAAGCCUGCUAAAAGCAUAUGAGCCAAAAAUACACAUGGUUGGAAAACUUAACUUUGAUGAAGCUCUCAUACUUUUUUCUCGAAGAGCUUUUGGCAAAGACCCUCCUCUUGAUGAGUAUGUUGAUUUGUCCAACCAGUUUGUAGAUUACGUUGGUGGUCUUCCUUUGGCGCUUACAGUUUUUGGCUCCUUUCUAUUCAGGAGAAGAUUUGAUGGAUUAGCAUCUUCGGACGAGAAGGAUAUAUUUCUGGACAUUGCAUGCUUCUUUAAAGGAGAGAGUGUAAAGCGUGUGGAAAGGAUAUUUGAAAGCUGUGAUUACUAUCCGGAUAUAAGUAUAAGAGUCCUCCUUGAGAAUUCUUUACUUACGAUUUUUGGAGGAAAGUUGUGGAUGCAUCAUUUACUACAAGGAAUGGGCAAGGAUAUUGUCCGCAAACAAUCUCAGCAAGAGCUAGGAAAACGCAGCUGGUUGUGGCUUCAUGAAGAUACCAUUGAAGUACUUUGCAAGAACGAGGUAAUUGAAGCUUAG
This is a messenger RNA of Prunus avium (sweet cherry), 1422 nucleotides long. Lineage: Eukaryota; Viridiplantae; Streptophyta; Magnoliopsida; Rosales; Rosaceae. The record is from RefSeq and is a predicted model, not a curated record.